UCCCAAUUGUUGGUGGAAGAUCAAAUUCUCAUUCACUGUGAAUUAAUUAAUAAAAUCAAACCACAGAUUUCUAGACCACAAGUAAGUAAACGCUGCCACACUCGUGCCCUCUCAAUCCCAAUUCUAAAUUCAAACCCCCCUUCCUUACUCACCAACCAUACUAACAUUAAAUGAAAUCCUUCUUUCUGAAUAUCAAGCAAGCCCAUUCAUUGAACCACAACACCACUUUCACAUCCCAUAUUCCCUCAUACUACUCACUCCAACAACAACAACAUGCCUUCCGAACAAGAACAAGUAAUCCCACUAGCCCUCUCGGCUGCCGUCCACCCAUCCCCAGACCAAGAAAACCCCUCGACCAAACCCCGGCGCCACCGCCGUCGUUGCAUCCUCUGCUGCGUCUCCUGCACGGCCGUGCUCAUCCUCAUCGGUAUCAUCCUCAUCAUCCUCGCCUUUACCGUCUUCAAAGUCAAAGAACCCGUGCUAACACUCAACUCCAUCACCAUGCAAGGCCUCAGCGCCCUCGCCACCUCCCCAACCCCAUCGACCGGGUUCAACAUGACCGUCAUAGCCGACAUCUCGGUCAAGAACCCGAACGCGGCCUCGUUCAAGUUCGGGUCGACCACGACCUCGGUGUACUACAAAGAUGGGUUGGUCGGGGUUGCGUAUGGUCCACCAGGGAACGCGCGCGCGGAUAGGACGUUGCGGACCAACAUGACUGUGGAUGUGCUCGGUGAUCGGUUGAUCGGGGAUAUGGAUCUUGUGACCGAGGCUUUGACCGGUGCUGUGGCCAUUAAGAGCUCAACCAUGAUCGGUGGGAGGGUUAAGAUUAUUGGGAUUUUCAAACAUCAUGUUGAUGUUAUGAUGAAUUGCAGUCUCAAUAUUGCUGUGAUUAAUCAGUCUAUUUUGGAUCAGAAUUGUGUACACCGCGUCUGGCUUUGAAGGUUUUUUUUUCUUUAUUAUUGAAUUAAAAGCAUAGGUUUUAUAUAGUUACAUAUGUAAUUGGGAUGGUUUGUAUUUUUAGAGUUUUUAUUCUUAUAUAGGUUGGUUGUCCUUUUCUUAUAGAAUGUCUUUU
Dioscorea cayenensis subsp. rotundata (Guinea yam) is the source of this 1072-nucleotide messenger RNA. RefSeq lists its product as uncharacterized. Lineage: Eukaryota; Viridiplantae; Streptophyta; Magnoliopsida; Dioscoreales; Dioscoreaceae. Bases 274 to 939 code for a protein of 221 amino acids. The transcript has a single exon. The record is from RefSeq and is a predicted model, not a curated record.